UUUAACACCCCUCUCUCAGUCUCUCUUUUCUUGCAAAGAAAGAAGGGAAUUUCGAAGCAACGAGAGACAAUUGCGGUCUGCGAAGAAGAAGAGUUCGAUAAGAUACAGAAAUCAGGAGAGAGAAAAUUAAGUUUUACAGAGAGAGAGAGAGAGCAUGGAUCCGAAGCGCACAGAGGUGUCGCAGCAGUUCGAGCGAUUCAAAGCCGCUUUCAUUCGGAGCGAUUUCGAUACCUGUGAGAGACUCCUCUCGCAGCUCAAGGUCUCGCUAACACAGUUUAGAAGCCUUCCCCCAUUGUUUGAGGAUACGCCCGACGCGACUCAUGAAUUGACAUUAGCAAGGGAUAUAUAUGAGCAUGCAGUCGUUUUGAGUGUGAAGAUUGAGGACCAGGAGGCCUUUGAGAGGGAUUUCUUUCAGCUGAAACCUUACUAUACAGAUGCACGUGGCCGUCUUCCACCAUCCACUCAGGAGUAUCCCAUCUUAGGUCUCAACCUUCUGAGACUCCUUGUGCAGAAUAGAAUUGCAGAGUUCCACACUGAAUUGGAGUUGCUUUCUGCCGCUGCACUGGAGAAUCUUUGUAUCAAGCAUGCCGUAGAAUUGGAGCAAUCGUUCAUGGAAGGGGCUUAUAACCGUGUAUUGAGUGCAAGACAAACUGUACCCCAUGAAACUUACGUUUAUUUCAUGGAUCUGCUGGCAAAGACAGUCAGAGAUGAAAUAGCUGGAUGUAGUGAAAAGGCUUAUGAUUCACUAUCAAUUAAUGAUGCCCGACGGAUAUUGUUGUUCUCUUCUGACCAGGAACUUUUUGAAUACAUCAAGGAGGAUCAUCCUGAGUGGGAGAUAAAGAAUGGGUAUGUGAUUUUCCAAAGGGCGAAAGAAUCUGCACCUUGCAAGGAGAUACCGUCUCUGCAACUAAUCAAUCAGACACUCAGUUAUGCAAGGGAGCUGGAGCGGAUAGUGUGAAAUGCGUGUUCUGCCACUAUUUUCGAUUGUGCUUGUACUCUGUCAUUGAACUUUUCGGACUUUAUUCCCUCUGGAAUUCAUUGCAGAACUAACAGUGAUGAAAAAAGAGAAGGGCUGUAUUGCUAGGAUCACAUUCGGAAUUCCAAUUUGUUCACUUUUGAAACCGCACAUUUAGAGCUGUUGCCUUGGCUUUCCUUGUCUGGAUUA
Molecule: messenger RNA, 1165 nt
Organism: Rhododendron vialii
Lineage: Eukaryota; Viridiplantae; Streptophyta; Magnoliopsida; Ericales; Ericaceae
Product: 26S proteasome non-ATPase regulatory subunit 8 homolog A
Exons: 6
Coding region: 155-958 (267 amino acids)
Biological process (GO): proteasome-mediated ubiquitin-dependent protein catabolic process
Cellular component (GO): cytosol; proteasome regulatory particle; nucleus
Source: RefSeq, a predicted model, not a curated record